This is a messenger RNA of Vairimorpha ceranae, 255 nucleotides long. RefSeq lists its product as hypothetical. NCBI's taxonomy places the organism in Eukaryota, Fungi, Microsporidia, Nosematidae. Bases 1 to 255 code for a protein of 84 amino acids. The transcript has a single exon. The record is from RefSeq and is a predicted model, not a curated record.
AUGAGGAUUAUGGUGGAUGCCACGUAUAUAGACGGGUGUGCUUACAGAUGCUCUUCUAAGGCAUGCAAAUCAAAGGCAAGCCUAAAGAAGGGGUCUAAAAUGGCCUUCCUGAAUAUAAAAUUUGUAAAAAUUCUUGGGGGAAUGUAUUGCUGGGUAUAUGAUUAUAUCUUAGCACAGACCAUUGAUUUCUGCGAUUGUUCGGAGACUACCUAUAUUAAAAUCAAAGAUUUGAUUUUGCAAGUAAUUUCUGAAUAA